Messenger RNA from Macaca mulatta (Rhesus monkey), 3216 nucleotides. It is a transcript of the gene NAALADL1, whose product is annotated as N-acetylated alpha-linked acidic dipeptidase like 1. Gene Ontology annotation, molecular function: carboxypeptidase activity. The record is from RefSeq and is a predicted model, not a curated record. NCBI's taxonomy places the organism in Eukaryota, Metazoa, Chordata, Mammalia, Primates, Cercopithecidae.
AAAACAGGCGUAGAGAAGCUGAGUGAAUUGCCCAAGGUCACACAGCUUACGUCCAGCAAAGAGGGGAUCUCAACUCAAAAUCUGCUCAGGCAGGCAGGGCUGGGUGUGCUGCAGAUUAGCCGCCUUGGAGGGAGGCAGAGGCAGUGAGGGUGGCCAGUGGGCACGGCCCUGCUGUGAACACAGGAGCUCUGAGUUCCAGCCCUGGCUUGGCCUCUGUUUUCCUGGGAUACCCCGGAUGAGACCCUUCCCUCUGGGCCUGUGUCCCUGGGCGACCUUGUUGCCCUUGGAGGGCCAUUCCAGGUAAAUGAUGCAGAAGGUGGUGGAUGUGGAUGGCUCCUGGCUCUCACUGCGGGAUGUUCCCUCACUCUCCCUGCCAGCUGGGGGUCAAAGGGCAGUGCCAUCCAUGGGGUAAUGGUUAACCAGGCCCAACACCCCCACUAUAGGGAAUAACCUAUAGACCAGUCCCACACCAGCUGGCCAAGAGUCUGCAAGAUGCAGUGGACGAAGGUGUUGGGGCUGGGGCUGGGGGCUGCUGCCCUCUUGGGGCUGGGGAUCAUCCUGGGCCACUUUGCCAUUCCCAAAAAAGCCAAUUCACCUGCCCCCAGCGUCUCAGCCCCCCAGGACCUGGACCUGGAGAUCCUGGAGACCAUCAUGGGGCAGCUGGAUGCCCACAGGAUCCGGGAGAACCUCAGAGAACUCUCCAGGGAGCCACACCUGGCCUCCAGCCCUCGGGAUGAGGAUCUGGUGCAGCUGCUGCUACAGCGCUGGAAGGACCCAGAGUCAGGCCUGGACUCGGCCGAGGCCUUCACGUACGAGGUGCUGCUGUCCUUCCCUAGCCAGGAGCAGCCCAACGUCGUGGACAUUGUGGGCCCCACCGGGGACAUCAUCCACUCCUGCCACCGGACCGAGGAGAAUGUGACCGGGGAGCAAGGGGGGCCAGAUGUGGUACAACCCUAUGCCGCCUAUGCUCCUUCUGGAACCCCACAGGGCCUCCUCGUCUAUGCCAACCGCGGCACGGAAGAAGACUUUAAGGAGCUACAGACUCAGGGCAUCAAACUCGAAGGCACCAUCGCCCUGACUCGCUAUGGGGGUGUAGGGCGUGGGGCCAAGGCUGUGAAUGCUGCCAAGCACGGGGUGGCCGGGGUGCUGGUGUACACAGACCCUGCCGACAUCAACGAUGGGCUGAGCUUGCCCAACGAAACCUUUCCCAACUCCUGGUACCUGCCACCCUCAGGAGUGGAGCGAGGCUCCUACUACAAGUAUUUUGGGGACCCUCUGACUCCCUACCUUCCAGCCAUCCCCUCUUCCUUCCGCCUGGACCCUGCCAAUGUCUCUGGAUUUCCCCCAAUUCCUACACAGCCCAUUGGCUUCCAGGAUGCAAGAGACCUGCUCUGUAACCUCAACGGAACUUUGGCCCCAGACACCUGGCAGGGAGCACUGGGCUGCCACUACAGGCUGGGUCCCGGCUUCCGGCCUGAUGGAGACUUCUCAGCAGACAGCCAGGUGAAUGUGAGCAUCUACAACCGCCUGGAGCUGAGGAACUCUUCCAACGUCCUGGGCAUUAUCCGCGGGGCUGUGGAGCCUGAUCGCUAUGUGCUAUAUGGGAACCACCGAGACAGCUGGGUGCAUGGGGCUGUCGACCCCAGCAGUGGCACCGCCGUCCUCCUGGAGCUCUCCCGCGUCCUGGGGACCCUGCUGAAGAAGGGCACUUGGCGUCCUCGCAGAUCAAUCGUGUUUGCGAGCUGGGGGGCUGAGGAGUUCGGGCUCAUUGGCUCCACGGAAUUCACAGAAGAGUUUUUCAACAAGCUGCAGGAGCGCACCGUGGCCUACAUCAAUGUGGACAUCGCGGUGUUUGCCAAUGCUACCCUUAGGGUGCAGGGGACGCCCCCAGUCCAGAGUGUCGUCUUCUCUGCAACCAAAGAGAUCCGCUCACCAGGCCCUGGCGACCUGAGCAUCUACGACAACUGGAUCCGGUACUUCAAUCGCAGCAGCCCAGUGUACGGCCUGGUCCCCAGCUUGGGUUCUCUGGGUGCUGGCAGCGACUAUGCACCCUUCAUUCACUUCCUGGGCAUCUCCUCCAUGGACAUCGCCUACACCUAUGACCGGAGCAAGACUUCAGCCAGGAUCUACCCCACCUACCACACAGCCUUUGACACCUUUGACUAUGUGGACAAGUUUUUGGACCCAGGCUUCAGCAGCCAUCAGGCUGUGGCCCGGACAGCGGGGAGUAUUAUUCUCCGGCUCAGUGACAGCUUCUUCCUGCCCCUCAAAGUCAGUGACUACAGUGAGACACUCCGCAGCUUCCUGCAGGCAGCCCAGCAAGACCUCGGGGCCCUGCUGGAGCAGCACAGCAUCAGCCUGGGGCCUCUGGUGACUGCAGUGGAGAAAUUUGAGGCAGCAGCUACAGCCUUGGGCCAACGCAUAUCAGCGCUGAAGGGCAGCCCCGAUCCCCUGAAGGUCCGGAUGCUCAAUGACCAGUUGAUGCUCUUGGAACGGACCUUUCUGAACCCUCGAGCCUUCCCAGAGGAACGCUACUACAGCCAUGUGCUCUGGGCAACUCGCACGGGCUCCGUAGCCACAUUCCCGGGCCUAUCCAAUGCCUGCUCCAGGGCCAGGGACACAGCCUCUGGAUCUGAAGCUUGGGCUGAGGUGCAGAGACAGCUCAGCAUUGUGGUGACAGCCCUGGAGGGUGCGGCAGCCACCCUGAGGCCUGUAGGGGACCUCUGACCCCAGCCCUCUUCCUUCUGCCUGUGGCUGACCUCUGACCCCAGCCCUCUUUCUUAGGCCCUCUCUUUACCCCAACCCUCUCCUGCCUGCUUUCCUGAGAUGUCCUGGUCUUCCCUGGUGCCAGGAGGGGGCACUACCACAGGACCCUCUCAAGCUUCUCAGGCAAUAGCUUGAGGUCCGUGAGGGGAGUGGCAAUCCCUAAUGCAACUCACCCUCAUCCUGGUGCUUAGGUGGCAGAGGGUGGGCAGCAGGGGACAGGGAUGGGAUGGCAAAACCACCAGCUACUCUUGGUGGUGGGUAGGUGAAGAUGGGAUGCAUAAUGCCAACCUCAGAUGCCAACUCAGAUCAUCAAGGCCAAAGACCAGUGGCGAAAGUGAGGCAUGGGGUGCCUUAGGCCUUGCCUAGUCUGCGUUCCUCUCCCUACAUGCUGUGUAUCCUAACUCCCUACAACAGCCCCUCAAAUAAAUCACAUCUAGUGACUGGUACCAA